AUGACCCCCUUCCCCGUCGCCAUCUCCUUUCGGCGCUUCCUCCACUCCACAACAUGCCUCCGCGCAGCAGCAUCGUCUACCCUUUUGUCCCCUAGAGCGGCCCUUACGCCUGUCUCCGCCGAGCCAGCCGACACAGACGACGUCGACGCCCAACCUCAAUCCCCUCCGUCUGGUCCCAAGGUUACCCUGGGAGUGCUCAGUAAAUUUAUGGACGACAUGGUCGCCGUUCCACACAACUAUGAGCAACAAACUCAGCAAAAACCUUCCCGUCCACAAGCCUUGUUUAAGGAUCAAGUUCUCAUCCGCCCCAUCGAUUUUCAUCGCAGGGCGCACAAGUAUCGUGCCCCUCCCUGGCGGAGGCCCAACGUCGGGCCAGGCCGCGAAGCACGCUACAACGAUAUCUUCAUUCAACUCGGCAUCGAUCCGCGCCGUGAGGCAGACAACGUAACUCUCAUGAGUAACUACAUGACCGCCCUCGGCCGUAUUAAGCCUCGUAAAGACACUGGCCUUUCUCAGCGCAGCCAACGCCUCCUUGGCAAGGCUAUCAAGCGCGCUAAAAUGAUGGGCGUCCUCCCAAUCCUCAGCAAUCCAAGAAUGAGAGACAGGUCCCAGCCUUUGCCACCCAAGCCUGAAAAGAAAGACUCUCGCUCCCGUUCCUAUCUGCCCGGUCGUUAA
Fomitiporia mediterranea MF3/22 is the source of this 675-nucleotide messenger RNA. RefSeq lists its product as uncharacterized. The record is from RefSeq and is a predicted model, not a curated record. Gene Ontology annotation, biological process: mitochondrial translation. Gene Ontology annotation, cellular component: mitochondrial small ribosomal subunit; ribosome. Lineage: Eukaryota; Fungi; Basidiomycota; Agaricomycetes; Hymenochaetales; Hymenochaetaceae. Gene Ontology annotation, molecular function: small ribosomal subunit rRNA binding; structural constituent of ribosome. Bases 1 to 675 code for a protein of 224 amino acids. The transcript has 3 exons.